UUUUGUGGCAUGCUACACACUGUUGUAUGUUGAAAAUCAUCAUUGUUUUCUUGAAAUUUAUACUUCUGGACUCAAACCUUCCACCAACUGAGUGUUCCGUUACCCUGCCCAAUGGGUUACAUUGGGAGGAAGAGGAAGUGGAAGAGUGGUGACAGACCCUCUGAGCCAGCGGAUCCCCCCUCUGGAGAGAGCAGCCCACAGCCAGGGCCCUCUGGAGAACCUGCUGCGCUCAGUGACAGCCGCCAGGCAGGGACAUCAUCCAAGAGGUCCAGGCCUGGAGCUGGCAGGGCUGCAACUCCCCCGAGCUCCCCACAGUCGGGUCCCUCUGGAGAACCUGCUGCCUUCAGUGACAGCCGCCUGGCAGGGACAUCAUACAAGAGAUCCAGGCCUGGAACUGCCAGUCCCCGGCCCAGGGCUGCAACUCCCCCGAGCCCCCCCCCACAGCUGGUACCCUCCAUCGAACUUGCUGCCAUUGGUGAUGAUGGGCAAAUGUCAUCAUCCUCCACCAGCUCCAGGCCUGGAGCUGCCAAUCCCCUGCCCAGGGCUGUCGACACCCCAAGAUCUCCACAGCCGUGGACCUUCAGAGACCAUGUUGCCCUUGCGGGAGGAGCAGCAACAUCCAUGAGCUCCAGGCCUGGAGCUCCCAGCCCGCUGCCCAGGGCUGUGGUAGACCAACCAAGAUCCCCAUGGCCAGUGGCGUCUGGCCAGGUGUUUGAGUCCAGGGAGGUGCCAGGAGCAGGACCGCCAGCACACGGUGAUGAUGGGUACCCAUCUCACACUCCACCUCAGGUGCAGUUGGCACCUAAUCACAGCGACCUUCUGCUGAAUGCCGCCAUGGCUUCUCUCCCGCAGAGCACCGCCAACGCGCUGGCCGUCCUCUCCACUCAGGUGGCUGCCCUGCUGGUCUGCAGCGGCAACGAUGUCCACACCAGAGUGCUGCUGGAGAACUUCCUGGGCGAGACAAACAUGCAUCUCUCCCACAUGAUCAGCGACAUCGUGACGCACUACAACGGCGGCCUUCCCCUCGUGCUCUUUGACCCUGACACCAUGGCCGAGGAAGUGCGUUGCCCCAUCUGCCUGGAGGACUACCAGCAUGGUGAUGAGCUCUCCGUGUUGCCGUGCCAGCACCGGCUGCACAGCGCCUGCGCUCGGCGUUGGCUGGAGAGGAGCCGCACCUGCCCCGUCUGCAGAGCAGGGGUAUAGGAGAGAAAGAGUCACACCGCAUUACCUGGGACCCAACAUCAAAUUCACCGCAUUACCUGGGACCAGGGACCUAACAUCAAGUUCCCUAUGACCAACCAUCUUUAACAGGCACCAUUUAUGAUUACUGUGGCACAAAUUCACCGCCCCCCAGUAUCCCUCUACAUGGUAUUGGUAUGACAAAAAAAAAAAAAAAACCUGUCUGCCUAUGGCCCCCCACUCAAACACAGAGCCCUCAUGACUGCGGUCCCACUCUCCCUCCAGUUUUGACGCCCUUUCCUGAGACGGAAAUUCAUUCCCUACCCUUUUUCCCAUCCUCUGCAAUAAAAAAAACAUCUUCUGGGA
Molecule: messenger RNA, 1545 nt
Organism: Engraulis encrasicolus (European anchovy)
Lineage: Eukaryota; Metazoa; Chordata; Actinopteri; Clupeiformes; Engraulidae
Product: nascent polypeptide-associated complex subunit alpha, muscle-specific form-like
Exons: 2
Coding region: 112-1203 (363 amino acids)
Biological process (GO): ubiquitin-dependent protein catabolic process
Molecular function (GO): ubiquitin protein ligase activity
Source: RefSeq, a predicted model, not a curated record